Trichomonas vaginalis G3 is the source of this 1076-nucleotide messenger RNA. RefSeq names its product keratin-associated protein family. The annotation marks the transcript as partial. NCBI's taxonomy places the organism in Eukaryota, Parabasalia, Trichomonadida, Trichomonadidae. The transcript has a single exon. The record is from RefSeq and is a predicted model, not a curated record.
AUGGCUGCGUUGAUGAUGGUUAGAGAUAUAAAACCACGUAACGACGGGAACGAAGAACAUGAACAACAGGAUACUGGUCGGGUUAUUCGAGACAUUAAAAACGUGUAUCCUGAAGUUAUUGAUUUAUUUAGAGGAGUUAAUGAUUCAAUUUCAAAACAUUCUAUAACCCUCGAUGAAGAGAAUAAAUUAACAGAUUAUAUAUUCGUCAUUAUUGCAGAAUUAAUGAAGAGAAUAAAUGAAAAAGGAAUUGGUGAUAUCAUUAAUGUCAGCGAUGUAAUGAUGAAAAGAAAUUUUGACUCAUUAUUUACAAAACCGAAAACAGAAUAUAGUCUUUAUGACGUAAUUACCGAAUUAAUGAAAAAGAUUAAUGAUAAUAAGAGUUCUGGCGGAAGAGUUGAAUUAGAAGUGAAUGAUGUUAAUGAGAAAUUAGCCGAAAAAGCAGACAAAAAUGAGCUUUUAGCUCUGAGUGAUAAAGUCAAGAACCACGUUCAUUAUAUAACUUCAGACGAACAGAUUAUAACGGACUACCAUGGAUAUUUAACACGAAGUGAUGAAGCGAAGACAAAAAAUGUUAAUGAAAGAAGAUAUAAAUACAUUCGUGCUAAAGGUUAUGACAUAAGCUGUACUGUACAGUAUGAUGUAGCUAAAGCACCAGAAGCAUUUGGUUAUACCGGUGAAAUUUAUGCCUCUACUUUCAAUGUUAACGGUGUAUUAGUUGAACCAAGAUUUACUUUGAGAGUUAAGGCAAAAAUAACGUUUGAAGAUGCUAUUAAAAGUAAAGCUGACAAAGUUGAACUUGAAGCAACGAACAAAGUUUUGAAAUCUCAUAAACACAACAUCUCCGAUAUAAAUGAACUUCAAGCUACAUUAGACAGUAAAGCCGACAAGAACCAUACACAUAACUCCUUCACUACUGUUAGAGCAGACGACAUAAUAUUGAACUAUACCCUUGGUUCAAGUGCACCUUUAGAGAAUCCAAGUACAAGCGUAAAAGAUACACUAAACUCCUUAAAUAGUAAAUGUAUGAACAUUGAAGGUCAUGCCAGAAACUUUGAAACACAUGAACUACCAGCAAU